AUGCUGAAGGUUGGGGGCUGGCUCAAGGGCCAUAGUCCUGUGCACACAAGCAAGAGCCUGAACGCUCUGGAUGAGCUUGCCCAAUCCGUCACCCAUAUCAUGGCCGAUGAUGUGGAGACUGCAGAGGCGAAUCUCAGUAAAGGCACUUCGCCGUUUCACCAAUUGGGCGUAGGAGUAUGUACUUUCAUGAGGGCUACCCUAGGUUUCGAACAGGAAACCAUGCGUGAAGCGGCCAACACUCUUUACCAAGCCGAAAAUGCCGCCUACGAACAGCAGCGACGAGUUACCAAAGAUCCCAACGCCUACCGCUCACCGAUUUACCCUCCAGGGACUGAAUACGCGAUUUGCCAGGCAGAGGCUCAACUGAUGAGCGCUAUUGUGGGUGUUCUGAAUGAAAGCUUGACGGAGGCGAUCAAGAGUUUCUACAAGCUGAGGAAGGCAUAUCUGGCAUUAGAGGCUGUAAUGGAGAACGAGAAGAAUUUCUUGAAGGAGAGGAGCGUGAGCAGUGUCAAUUCUGUGGACUCAAAGGCUCCAUCAAAGGCCGACUCAGUUCGGUCGAACAAGGCUAAAAAUCCCGCUGGAGUAUCUGCUCCAGCAUCGACCAAUAGCCCCAAGCGGAAUCAGGAGGUGGGAGCUCCAGCGGGUUCAAAAGAAACAGCAGAGGCUCCACAACAGACUUCUGGCUCCAGUAGUGAUGAUGAUUUCGACUUUGUAGAUGCGGAACCGGAUCGUCCGGGGAACGAGACACCCUUGGAAUAUACAGGCCAUUUGAACAUCGCAACAGCCCAGGGUGGAUCCAUCGCACUUGACACCGAGCAACGAAAGUUAGGUACAGAGGCUAACACUGCACCUAAUCUUCCACCGCCCAAUGAGAAGCCAUCCGAAUCUGUACCCCAAGUCAUUGAAGACUUUGAACAGCUCACGUUGAACGGCUUGGGCGGUCUGGAAGCGGAUAUCGCUACAUUCAGCGACCACCCUGUAGACCAGUUCAUACUUUCAGGGUCUAAUUUCUGCUUCGGUAUGCUCCUACUACUUCUCUCCUUCGUACCACCUUCUUUCGCCUCCUUGCUCAAGAUUGUGGGCUUCAAAGGUGACAGAGACCGUGGUAUGGCAUUGCUUUGGCAAGCGACCAAGUUCCACAACAUCCACGGUGCAAUGGCCGGUGCAGUACUUUUGGGUUACCUCAAUGGCUUCACGAGCUUUUGCGAUAUCUUCCCCAGCUCAGACGAUGGAUCAUAUUCCAAGGAGCGAUGCGUGGCUUUAUUGAAGUACAUGCGUGGGCGGUAUCCCAAGAGCCACAUCUACCUGAUCGAGGAAGCCCGUAUGCUAGCUGUCGACAAACAGUUGGAGAGUUCCAUCAAGUUUGUGGAAAACGCAGGUGAAUCACCCCUCAAGCAGCUCGAAGCACUUGGCUGGUUCGAGCGGAGUCUGAAUAACAUGUACAUUCACGACUACGAGAAGACCGCAUUCGCCUUUCAAAAGUGCAUUACGCUCAAUAACUGGAGUCAUGGGCUUUAUUACUUCAUCUGCGGUGCAUCCUACGUCGAGCUCUACAGACGUAAUAAGAACGCAGAUCCAACGGCGGCGAAGAAGCACGCGGCAGAGGCAGAGAAAUUCUUCAAGCUCGUCGUACCCAAUACUGGAAAGAAGAAGUUUAUGGCGCGCCAGCUACCUUUCGACGUCUUCGUCAUCCGCAAGAUCCAGAAGUGGGAGGCCCGCGCCAAGGAAUGGAAAUGUGACUUCAUUGAUGCAAUCGGUGUCUCCCCACUAGAAGAGAUGAUAUACUUUUGGAACGGGUACAAGAGAAUGCGCAUAGACCAUCUCGAAGUCUCCCUUCAGAACCUGGCUUGGAGCGAAUCCGCCGCCAAUCCCUUCUGGGAAAAAGAAAGUCAAGACGAGCACGCCAUCCUAACAGUCUUGCGUGCUGCUACGCUCCGAAACAUGGGUAGAACCGCCGAGGCCAAAGCAUUGUUGGAGAAGGACAUUCUGCCAAUUGAUAGGACGCUACUGAAGGGCAAUCUGAAGGAUAACUGGACCGCGCCUUGUGCGCGUUACGAAAUGGCUGCGAAUCUGUGGCGUGAGGCGGAUGCAGAUGGGGAUUCAGAAGCGCAUAUGAAGACAUUGAAUCAGUGCAAAGAUUGGCUAGAGGAGGUGACGAGGUGGGAGGCGUAUGAUUUGGAUGCGAGAAUCGGUAUGAAGAUCACGACUGCUUGCGGGAUCAUGCCUCCUCUUGAUCAAGUUUACAGCAGUGGAUUGCGAAUCUGCUGUGGAAUGUAUAUGUACAUUGCAAGCCAUACUAGCCCCCAAAUUUGUCGGACACAGCUUAUUUCAACAGAGCGCAUCCCCAUCUACGCACUUGCCUCUUCUGCCACUUUCGCCAUACUACUCGCUGGCCAUUUUCUCUGCCUGAAUACACGUAAAUCGCGGCAAUGUCCGCCGUUGGUCUCACCAAAAACGCCACCGUUUUCUGUCCCCGAGAUGGUUCCAUAUGCUUUGAUGGCAGCAGAUGACACUGGGCAGUUGCCAGACCCGGCGUGUCCGAUUGGUGCCAAUUCUUACACUUGUUCCAUCAGAGGGCUGGCCUUUUUUGGAUGUUGUGCCAGUAAUGCAUGCAACCCAGGUGGGUGUCCUCCUUCAGAUGUCAGAUCGGCCUUCCUGGAGCAACCGCACGAAUUAGAGACCUUUCUCCGUGCUUCGCAGCCUCCUUUGCCCGAAAUAUCCGCUGGAUUGGUAGCAGAUGGACCGCCGAAAAUCUUGCCUGUCCCUCACAAAGGUUCAGAAAAUGGGCAUCUCCCAGCCUGGAUCGUUGUGGGCCUGUGCAUGGGCCUCCUUUUGAUUCUUCCUAUAGUACUGGGCAUAUGGAUUUGCGUUCGACAUAGGUUCGGUGACGAGAGGGAUCACUCGAAAAGCGCGGAAUGGAUUUCUUUGCCGUCAUAUCCAGAAAAUGGUAAAUCAGGAGAGGCACAAGACAGCAAAACUCGACGGCCGUACACUGUAUCAAAAGAUAUUUCUCGAAUAGGCCACAUGACGCUUGGGGUGGUGUUAGCGAGUGGACUCGUCACUCUCGGUGUCUCUGGAUUUCUUAGUUUUCUGUGGUUUGGGGACAGUUAUAAUACCAGCUGGCAUAAUAUCCUGCUGAGUAACUGGGCAACGAGAGCUGUUUCCAUCUCCGCUUUACUAUUAAGGACAUCGGCGGACUUUCAGGCGGCCAUUGCAUGCAGCAUAAUUGUCUCGUUACUUUUGGAGUCCCGGACUGGAGUACACAUACCUCAUCUGGCCAGCCUUUCCCCCCUGCGUACAGGAUCAGCGAGCCCUGGGACUUUGGUCUGGUUCUUGAUGCGAGAUUUUUGGCGUGCAACUAGGAAACACGCACGAAGUCAAGUGUGGGGAAUGAUUUCAUGUGGUCUACUUUUUACCACAGCCGUCCUCCAAUUCUCAUCUACUCUGCUUCUGACAGAUUUGAAACCCGGUGUUCUUGGUGGCCAGACCGUCAGGGCUCAAGUGAGAAAUGGCCUUUCGUAUAGAGAUGUAACUCGGAGAAUUAAGAGAGACUCGGCCUGGACAACAAAUCCUCCGUUCUAUCCCUCCUUUGGGGAAUACUGGGAAUCAGGCCAGGGCUAUGAAAGCGGUAUUGACGACACCGGAGUCCUCCUACGAACACUUCUUCCGUACGCCACCGUGGAAUCUCGGCAGAACUUGCGCUCUUACCUCGGCAAGGCUCUCGUUCUGGACGCGAGAGUCUCCUGUCAAGCCCCAGGCAUCACGCUGGGAAACGACACUGGGCAUUUUGACAUGUUGACGGGCGGGGUGAAUGCAAGCAAAAACGCAUCUUUGCUACAAGAGAUUACAGCAGCAACUUUCUCCUGUGCCAUUGCCGGGCCAAACGAUUACACGCUAUGCCAAAUUGGCAGAACAUAUCCUUGGUUCAUGGGGUCGCUCAAAAGUCAGUUUGAAGACUCGACAAGUUUUGGGACUGCGUUCCUCGUCAUCAAGGGAACAGGCGGAACAUUGCCGUCCAAGUCUGAUGACGGGUCAAGACUAGAUUGGUACCGCGAUCCUGGGGAAGAGUGGCUCAAUGUUCAGUUCGCCAAUGGUACAGGUACAGGCGCAUCUCUAUCACUGUGCUUUGCCCCCUGGGAUGCAUCCAUCCUGGAUGUUGAGCUUUCCAGUACAUCGAAUCGAACGGAGCCAUUGAUUCAAUGGUGGGAAACGUUCAAAACCUCGGACAUUUUAAACCAUCUGCUACCUCAACGGCGGGCAAAACGCCAGAUACUUGAGAUGGCCAAGCCGCACAGCUUCCGUGGCGAUCUGCCACCCAAAGAGGAGCGCCCACUCGUACAGAGCGACGCAUCAGGUAGUUCUGCCGCGGGGUACGGGGCCAACACGCCGCUGCCAGAGAACUGGAGUAUCUUCCUGAACGGUCAACCUCUGAUUACUACGCUCAAUAACUUUUCAGAGGCGCCGACACAAACCAUUGCCGCGGACCCGGCACUGGCAGCCAUUUUUGUAAACACCAUGGAGUCUACAGGAUCGGUGGCUUGGUCGCUAUCCUCUCUGAUUACAGUGCUGUCCAUGUCGAAUUACUACAGCCAACAGCCUGCCUUUGAUCGUCUGGAUAAUGUCACCACAUCAUUCUUCACCACCGUUUUCUACCCUCAAACGAGACUUGGGCUGAUGCUGCUCAUGUGGACCUUGGUUGCACAUCUUCUCAUCGUGGUGGUGCUGGUCAUAUUGUUCAUCCAGAAGACACACCUGACACUGCUCGGCAAUGCCUGGUCCAUGUUUCUGCAAAUGGCCAACUCGAGAGACUUGAUGGCGUCGCUCAAGGAUAUGGAGCAAAAGACGGAUGCUAUGGUUCAGGAAGAGAUGCAACAGACCGACAUUGCAGGGUUGAGAGCGCGGAUUGAUAGGAGGGGGGAUGGAGUCGAGGUGGUGUUGUCAUAG
Plenodomus lingam JN3 is the source of this 4944-nucleotide messenger RNA. The record is from RefSeq and is a predicted model, not a curated record. NCBI's taxonomy places the organism in Eukaryota, Fungi, Ascomycota, Dothideomycetes, Pleosporales, Leptosphaeriaceae.